AUGGCAUCCCCUGCGGCCUCCUCUUCAUCCCUCUUUUCCCCAUCGGAGCUCGAGAUACCACAGAUUAUUCAGAUAAAGCUUCACCCCCGCAAAGGGCAACCCCAGAUUCGAUGUCGCUCCACGAAAGAUCUUCCUGAUCCUCAAGGCUGGACACAUAAUUUAGACGAGGACUCAUUCCUGGUGAUAAUGGAACGCAUCAAACGCCGCAUUGCUGAUACCAACGGGUUCAAGUGGCCAGGAGGCGGAAAGCCAUACAUCCAACCAACACACAACAGCGCACAGAAGAACAACCAAGAGCUGGACGAGGGCAACUUUAAAGAACGGCUUGUCAGAGCUUGGCGUACAGAGGCACGACGCCUGGAUGGUGAUGCUACCCAGGUCUUUGUUCACCUUUAUGCGUAUCUUACGGCCACUGGAGGUGGUGUUGCCAGUAGUACAGGAAGAAGAGCCAACGUUAUCCAACGCGCGACUCGCGCAAGACUGGACGCGGCGCAUACACUCAUUGCCGACGCAGUGGAUCAAGAUAAUUUGGAAGCGAUAGGGCCGAUAACUCUUACUCAUUACGCUCGUCAUCUGGCAAAGCUUCCUGUCAUGCCUUUCGUCAAUAAAGACCAGUUGCUCCUGAUCAUGUCGCAGGGCACGACAUAG
Messenger RNA from Gamsiella multidivaricata, 648 nucleotides. RefSeq lists its product as uncharacterized. Bases 1 to 648 code for a protein of 215 amino acids. The record is from RefSeq and is a predicted model, not a curated record. Lineage: Eukaryota; Fungi; Mortierellomycota; Mortierellomycetes; Mortierellales; Mortierellaceae. The transcript has 2 exons.